CGCUGCGCAGGGCGAUGGCGACCUUCGUGCAGCUGAACACCGGGGCCAAGAUGCCCAUCCUAGGGCUGGGCACGUGGAAGUCCCCACCAGGGAAAGUAACAGCUGCAGUGACGGCUGCUAUUGAUGCUGGGUACCGUCACUUUGAUUGUGCCUAUGUGUACCAGAAUGAAAAUGAAGUUGGGGAAGGGAUCCAGCAAAAAAUCAAGGAAGGUGUUGUGAAACGAGAAGAUCUCUUCAUUGUCAGUAAGCUGUGGUGCACGUUUCAUGAAAAAUCUCUGGUGAAGGGAGCGUGCCAGAAGACUCUUGCUGCCCUGAAACUGGAUUACCUGGAUCUCUACCUCAUCCACUGGCCUGUUGGUUUUAAGGCAGGAGAGGACCUGUUUCCCACAGAUGACAAAGGCAUGUCCAUACCCAGCAACACGGAUAUUCGACAUACGUGGGAGGCCAUGGAAGAGCUGGUGGAUGCUGGCCUGGUAAAAGCCAUUGGUAUCUCCAACUUUAACCGUGAGCAGAUUGAAAGAAUCCUGAACAAGCCGGGACUGAAGUACAAGCCUGCAAAUAACCAGGUUGAAUGCCAUCCAUACCUUACCCAGGAGAAGCUGAUCAAGUACUGCCAAUCCAAAGGGAUUGCUGUGACAGCGUACAGCCCCCUUGGCUCUCCUGACAGACCGUGGGCUAAGCCGGAGGAUCCUUCCCUUCUGGAUGACCCCAAGAUCAAAGAGAUUGCAGCCAAGCACAACAAAACCUCAGCACAGGUUCUCAUUCGAUUCCACAUCCAGAGAAACGUGAUUGUGAUUCCCAAGUCUGUCACACCAGAGCGCAUUGUGGAGAACUUCAAGGUGUUUGACUUUGAAUUGACUAAGGAGGAGAUGGCAACCAUUCUCAGCUUUAACAGAAACUGGAGAGUCUGUGAAAUGAACACGUGCAAAACUCACAAGGACUACCCUUUCCAUGCAGAAUACUGAAGAUGG
Molecule: messenger RNA, 971 nt
Organism: Tauraco erythrolophus (red-crested turaco)
Lineage: Eukaryota; Metazoa; Chordata; Aves; Musophagiformes; Musophagidae
Product: aldo-keto reductase family 1 member B1
Molecular function (GO): oxidoreductase activity
Source: RefSeq, a predicted model, not a curated record